AUUAUCCGACAUUUCAUUUUGAAAUAAAUUUCAUUAUAUUUGCCCACAUUACAUGACAUGAAGAUGAUUCUUGAAAAGGUAGAUAGAGCCCACAUGCUGGGCAGUAAAUUAAGAAGGAAAAGUUGUGUUUUAUUCAGCACGGAGAUAACAUGGCUAUGGCGUGGCGUGCUUAUUUAAAGCAACUCCAUGUCCAAACUCGCAGGUCUUCCACUCUUCACUCCUCCACUCCCAAGCAAUACCAACCCAUCAUUUAUAUCACCAAAUCAAAUCAAAUCCCCCAUGACAUACACGCACAUAACAUCACCAUCUCCUUCUGACAUACACAUGCAUUAACUAAAACACAUCUUCAUCAACCUCGUACGUCAACCAAACCAACCCAGUAGUACUUCUCAGAAAACAAAUGGCGAAAACGAAACAAACCCCUACUGUCUUGUUAACCUUAUUCUCUCUGGCCACCUUCUUCGUUCUCUCUCUAUCCUCUGCCGCGGAUUUCUUCCUCUACGGCGGCUGCACGCAGCAACGGUACGCCUCCAACUCGCCCUACGAGUCAAACCUGAACUCUCUCCUCACCUCGCUGGUCAACUCGGCCACGUACUCCUCCUUCAACAAGCUCACCGUGGUCGGCUCCAGCCAGAGCGACGUCGUCCACGGCCUCUACCAGUGCCGUGGCGACCUCGCUAUGCCGGACUGCGCUGCCUGCGUUACCCGCGCUGUCGCUCGAGCCGGCCAGCUCUGCCCAGCGGCGUGUGGUGGCGUGGUGCAACUCGACGGGUGCCUCGUGAAGUACGACAAUUCCACGUUCCUGGGCGUGGAGGACAAGACGGUGGUGCUGAAGAGGUGUGGGCCCUCCAUGGGGUUGGGGUCGGGCACGACCGGCGAGAGGGAUGCAGUAUUGGGUGGCUUGGCGAGUUCGGGUGGGUAUUUUCGGGUUGGCGGGUCGGGUGAGGUGAAGGGCAUGGCGCAGUGUUGUGGGGAUUUGAGUUUUGCGGAGUGUCAGGAUUGUGUGGGGGAUGCGAUCCGACGGCUGAGGAGUGAGUGUGCUGCUGCCGAAUAUGGGGAUAUGUUCUUGGGGAAAUGUUACGUCAGGUUUUCGACAAAUGGGGCUCAUGCAUACAACAAUAAAGCCCAUGGAAAAUCAGACAACGAAGGUGAAAAAACAUUUGCAAUAAUUGUUGGAUUAUUAGCUGGAGUGGCCAUACUCAUUAUUUUCCUUGCUUUCUUGAGAAGGAUGUGUGAGGGACACGGUAAAUAAAUUAUAAUAAAAUGAGUGGGACGACACUGAGCUGCAAAAAAUCUGAGCCUUCUCAUUGGAUUGCUUUUGGGGCCUCUUUUGUUUUCCUUUUUAUCUUGACAACAUCUUUUUCUUUUCUUUUCCUUUUUUCUUUGUUGCCCUCUCUCUUUAUCAUUCACUUUAUUACAAACUUCAAUUCAAAAGAGGACCUUCAUGAGGAUUCAUAUGGGAACACUCAGUCGAAUGCAAAAGGAAAAAGCGAAAGAUGAACAAAAGAUUCUGUUUUCCUCACUCCACUUAACAAUUUGCUUUGUCUCAUCUCCUUCCAAACAAUUAUUUACAUAAUUCUUCUUUUUUCA
This is a messenger RNA of Vigna angularis (adzuki bean), 1590 nucleotides long. RefSeq names its product plasmodesmata-located protein 7. Gene Ontology annotation, cellular component: plasmodesma. The transcript is spliced from 3 exons. Bases 401 to 1252 code for a protein of 283 amino acids. The record is from RefSeq and is a predicted model, not a curated record. NCBI's taxonomy places the organism in Eukaryota, Viridiplantae, Streptophyta, Magnoliopsida, Fabales, Fabaceae.